UUCAUCUUUUCUCUUAACUCUUUGAUAGAGGGAGUGAAAGAGAGGGAGAAAAGAUGCAGAUAUUCGUGAAAACCCUAACAGGGAAGACCAUUACUCUCGAGGUCGAGAGCAGCGACACCAUCGACAAUGUCAAAGCUAAGAUCCAGGACAAGGAAGGUAUUCCACCGGACCAGCAGCGUUUGAUCUUUGCUGGUAAGCAACUUGAGGAUGGCCGUACUUUAGCCGACUACAACAUUCAGAAAGAGUCUACGUUGCAUCUGGUGCUGAGGCUUCGUGGGGGGAUCAUAGAGCCUUCUCUAAUGGCUUUGGCUCGCAAGUACAAUCAAGAUAAGACGAUUUGCAGGAAAUGUUAUGCUCGUCUACAUCCAAGGGCUGUUAACUGCCGGAAGAAGAAGUGUGGUCAUAGCAAUCAGUUGAGGCCUAAGAAGAAGAUCAAGUAAAACUAUAAUGUCCUCGAGACUGGAUUUGAAGUUAGAUGUUUUGACUUCGGCAACAAAUUUGCCUUUUUUUCUUAUUUAUUGACGUUUAUAGGUUUGCGUUUGAUUUAAAGCUGCAUGUAAUUUUGAUAUGUUAUAGUUAUUUGUUUCGUGAAUAUGGAAUGACUGCUUCUCUUGGUAUUGGGAAAAUGGCUUGGAUUCUCCUC
Molecule: messenger RNA, 643 nt
Organism: Ziziphus jujuba (common jujube)
Lineage: Eukaryota; Viridiplantae; Streptophyta; Magnoliopsida; Rosales; Rhamnaceae
Product: ubiquitin-ribosomal protein eL40 fusion protein
Exons: 5
Coding region: 54-440 (128 amino acids)
Biological process (GO): modification-dependent protein catabolic process; protein ubiquitination; translation
Cellular component (GO): ribosome; nucleus; cytoplasm
Molecular function (GO): structural constituent of ribosome; ubiquitin protein ligase binding; protein tag activity
Source: RefSeq, a predicted model, not a curated record